GGAUAAUCAAAAGUGUGCGUAGGGAGAUGUGAUUGAGGAAAAACAAGAAUAAGUAGUAGAACACGUGAGGAAGACCAAAAAUAAGAAUACACGACCGUAGAACACGACUCGAAUGCUUGAUUGUUUGAAAACUAUAUCCGCUUCACCAAUCGCUAGUACAACAGGAAUUAUACGAACAACGACAAGUGGAAGAACACGUAAUAUUGUAAGAAGUGUCUUUUCUUUUUCUUUCACUACCCCAAUAGCAGCUAUUAUACCUACGAGGACUACAAGUUGUAUUCUCUUCAAUCGCAGUAAACAUUUUGGAUCUUGUUCCUACUUUUCAUUUUCCAGCUCGUGGUACCCGUUGAAAAAUACCUACAACACUAACAUAAGCAUAUCAGCCCUCACCACAACAACCACCAAUCCAACAACAAUCAAAAUGGCUGCUCCAAGCAACAAAAAGUACGUGGACGCACGUCCAGAUGUGGAGGGGCUCACGAAGCGCCGUUUCUUCUUCCGCCAAGCUUCCGAUAUCUACGGUGGCGCUGCCGGUUUCUUCGCCUACGGCCCACCAGGUUGCGCUAUGAAGAACAAUUUAUUUGCGUUGUGGAGACAGCACUUCGUUGUCGAAGAAGAUUUGAUGGAAAUCGAAGAUACGUGCAUUAUGCAGGUAGAACAAGAUGUUGCUUUUCAACUAUAUUAAAAUUAAGUUUAACUUUGAUUAUUAGUCACCCAAGGACUAGCCAGGUGCCGGGGGGCUCGAUGUGCAGGGUUCACAACCUAACCUAACCUAACGAUAAAGGAACUUAUAACAAGUUACUUUUUCGCUAUCGUUACUAGCGUGGGCGUGAGGGUGCUGAGUACUUAUUUGUAUUUUUAACACUUUCUACAGACUUCGACUCGUUUUCAUUCAUCCGAAUAUAAUUAUAGACUACCUGCUCAUCCAACCAUUUCUUUGUCCUGUUCCUACACCAUGGCAUCAACCCCCAAUGAAUACCACUUACAUAUAAAUCAACAGGAGCGAGUCCUGAAGGCCUCUGGUCACGUUGAGAAGUUUUCUGAUUUCGUAGUCAAGGAUAGCUUGAACCCAGAAAAGUUUUGGCGAGCUGACAAGCUCCUCGAAGAGGAGAUGGAAAAGAGAAUCGCUGGCACACAGGAUGAAAAUUUGAAAAAGGAAUACAAAGUUGUCAUCAACAGUGCUGAUGGCUUCGAUGCGAAGGGAUUGGUUGAGGUAAUUGAUUUUUGUUGGUCUAAGAAACCACUUCUACUUUAAAAAUAUGACUUUAUUUUUCCAUUUUUUAUUCAAAGAAGUCGAAAAAAAUAAAGGUAUUAAUUUUCCGAACCACUUCUAGGUUUUCGAAAAGUACCAAAUCCGCGCUCCCGAAUCUGGGAACCCGUUGACUGAGCCAGUCGCUUUCAACCUCAUGUUCCCCACACCGAUCGGUCCAGUCGGCGGCGAGAAAGGUUUCCUGAGACCUGAAACUGCUCAGGGCACUUUCCUGAACUACAAGUUCUGCAAGGAACAGAAUGGUGAGCGCAUGCCAUUUGGCAUCGCGCAAAUUGGCAAGGUCUUCCGAAACGAAAUCGCGCCAAGAGCCGGCUUGACGCGGAUGCGUGAAUUCCAGCAGGCUGAAAUCGAAUGGUUCAUCAAGCCUGGCGCAUACGACCAUCCGAAAUACUGCGAAAUCAAAGACUUGAAGAUUUGCUUGUACUAUUCCUUUUGAAGGAUGUUAAGAUAGAGUUCUUCUUGUUUAAGAGGAUUUUUGUUUGAAAAACCAUUUUUCAUUUCUGUUGAACAACAGCACAUCUUCAAGCACUUUCUCCAUCAGGAACCGGUCGACCAAAAAAUGAAUAUUCAAAUCAGGUUCGGCGAGGCCGUCCAGCUGGCUGGUGAGGAGCCAAAGGCCGUUUCCAUCCAGGAAGCAUUGGAUACUGGCAUCAUCCGUGACGCCAAUCAGACCAUGGGUUAUUUCAUCGCUCGAACGUUUUUGUUCCUCGUCAAAAUCGGCUGCAAUCCUGAGCACAUCCGCUUCCGGCAGCAUCUUAAAACCGAGAUGGCACACUACGCCUGCGAUUGCUGGGAUGCAGAGACACUCACUUCCUACGGUUGGUUGGAGAUCGUUGGAAUCGCCAACAGAUCUUGCUAUGACUUGAACGCUCAUGCCAACGCCACAAAGCAGGAUCUGAAGGUCAGAGAGACUCUGCAGGACCCGGUUGAGGUCGAUAAGACGGAAUUGACUAAGGAGUCUGCGAAGUUGAUCAUGCAGCAUUUGAAGAAAGCUGGCAAACCGACAAAGGAGGCCUUGGAAGCUAUGGACUACGAGUCCCUUAGAGCGUUGCAAGCCAAGGCAGACGCUGGAGAAGCGGUGUCAGUUACAGUGGCUGACGAAACUCACGAAAUUCCAGCUGAGAAAUUCAAGACAACUACGAAGAAGGAGAAAGUGACGACAAUCAGCUAUACACCAGGUGUCAUCGAACCGGCAUUCGGCAUUGAUCGUAUGAUGUUCAGCGUAUUCGAACACACAUACCAGGAGAGGCCGGCGGACGUACUUCUUGUUAUAGAGGACACUUCAUUUUGAUUUGAAUUUGAUAAUCUGGUGUUGGAUUACAAUGAUCGAUGUUCUUUUAAGCUUAAGGGUUGAAACAUUUCAUUUUUUUUUUACAAGCCUUCUCUAGUACUUGAGAUGGCUACUAAAAAAUGAGUUGUUUCAACCCUCACUUCUUCAUGAAAAUUCACGCACAACAUCUUGAUCGCGAAAUCUACUCACCUACUAGAAGGUCAUCAACAUCUUCAUCCACCUAAUGUUCAUCAAACUAAAACUGAACAGCCCAACGCCGCUGCUGACGCUCAGAAGCGUGCCUACCUCCGCCUUCCCGCCAACAUGGCCCCGUACAAGUACACGAUCCUCCCAGUCGACAACAAGGUGAAGCGCCAUGACCGAUUUGCUUCCGUUGUGAAGCAACUCAAAAAGGACUUUGCUGUCCUCAACUGUGCUGGCACUCUCGAUGACACUGGCGCUACUAUCGGCAAACGCUAUGCACGUAAUGACGAACUCGGUAUUCCAUUUGCGAUUACCAUCGAUUUGGAUACCUUCGAACUGAACGCGGCAACAGUCAGAGAACGCGACAGUUGCGGUCAGAUCCGAGUCCCGCUGAACGAUAUCCCCGGUUUGAUUUGCAAGUUGUUUGAGGGCAGCUUGACCUUCGCUCAAGCGCAAAAGAGCUACUCCGCAGUCGAAAAUCAGGCUUCGCAGCUAGUCGGCAUCGCGGUGGCGAACUAAGUAGAUUUUUGACGUAGUAGUAGUGGCAAAAAUUGUGCAGUUCAUCUGUCAGAACCAACAAGUAAAUAAAAAUAGUAGAGGAAGAGGCUCUUCUAUCUUGGGACCACCACUAAUCGCUAGUAUCGAAGAUGUCAAACGAUCAUGUGGUGCAAUCGUGUAGUAGAAUUCUUUUUCUACACAAUCGUAAACUCUUCUAUCUUCUAAAAACAAGGUUCAUCGCGAAGCGUUGAGCGUGAGCGUAAAAUCGGAUCGUUCCUGCUGUGCCGGUCUUUGAUCGGGACGACGAGAUUCGAUUUUUGUUUCGUUUUGUCGAGCGGAUCUCCUGCACCAUCUCCGAAUCCAAUCGUGUAUCUAAAGAUAGCUCCUAGUUCUUGAUGAAGAUGAAUAUGGUCGUAUCCUCAUCAUUAUUCACAAUUUGACAAUCAACGCAAUUAUGUUGUUAGAAGAGCUGCAGCACAUGGCAACAAGAUUGUUCUGAUUCGCAAUUGUCAUUCAGCGCCCAUCUGAACAACAUAAACGCACGCGCUGCACAAAAAGGAUUUGUAGAUUGAGAUUGAAUUGUCAACAACCAGACUGCUUCCCAGCAGUUUUCAACCUGUGAUGACUCGCGCUGAAGAAUACAAGAAUUAAUACAAGAAAAGCCAACAAGUAUACUGGAACUGG
This is a messenger RNA of Amoebophrya sp. A25, 3926 nucleotides long. NCBI's taxonomy places the organism in Eukaryota, Dinophyceae, Syndiniales, Amoebophryaceae. The record is from the annotation of a GenBank genome assembly.